Molecule: messenger RNA, 11038 nt
Organism: Hippocampus zosterae (dwarf seahorse)
Lineage: Eukaryota; Metazoa; Chordata; Actinopteri; Syngnathiformes; Syngnathidae
Product: protein unc-13 homolog B-like
Exons: 38
Coding region: 44-9331 (3095 amino acids)
Biological process (GO): synaptic vesicle priming; synaptic transmission, glutamatergic; dense core granule priming
Cellular component (GO): neuromuscular junction; plasma membrane; presynaptic membrane
Molecular function (GO): calmodulin binding; phospholipid binding; calcium ion binding
Source: RefSeq, a predicted model, not a curated record
CCCUUUAGAUUUGUCUGCAGCUUAUAGAAAAGGGAAUCAGAUCAUGAACCUAAAUCUUGAGCAGUUUGCACAAAUGUUUGAAAAUUCUUUCUUGUCACCAGAGCAGCAAGGUAUUGAUUUUACAUCUUAUACAUUAAACAAAGUUCGUAUGGAUCCAAGCCAAUCCAACCGCAUGCCAGAAGACCAAUUUAAGUAUGUCAUUGACCUUUCAUGUCACAACAAAGACUCUCAGGGUCCUCAGUGGAAUAGCCAAGUAAAUAGAAGAUUUCUGGCUCAAAAGGUUGCUGUUUCCUUGAAUUCCACCGCUACUGUGAGAUCAAACCAGCAGAUACUUUACAAAUGUUAUCAGCCCAGCCAGCAACGUCGUCCAUCCACUGGUGUUACUGUGAAACAUGUUGAUGAUGUGUCAGAAGAAGACUGGAGGAAGAUAGUUGCACCGGGAGAAGCACAACCAAAUCGUCAGGUCAAAAAGAUUUCUUCCCUCCUAUCAUCUGCUGUGGGCAAAAAUACUUCAGUUGAAUCAAUACGGACUAUCUUAUCUUCUUCUAAUCAAAGAGACCCUGACAAUACAACAGAUAAGCAUUCUAAAAAUUUGUUUUCAUCUGGCUUACAAAGUUUGAAGACAAAGUUCAUCAAAGAAGAAAGUACAUCUGGAAGUUCACCAAAAGAUGCAGAGGGACGAAUUCUCCCCACACUUUCAACGGCGAAUCAUGUGACCACUUCACCAAAACAAUCUCAUACCAAUUCACAGAAACCUAGGUUGCCACGGCAAAUCUCAACAGAGACCCCCACAGUGCCUUUGGGAUCAAAAGAAUCUCAAAUUAAAGAUGGGAUCCCUCAAUUUGCAGCUGAGAAACCAGUGGAUAUAACAGUUGAGAAAACCUUUGAGCAACCAGGCUUCAUGAAUUUUCUAAAAUCUGCAGUUGGCAUCGAGGAACCCAAGCAAGAGUCGCAGAAAGUUUCACAGACAUCUGUCAAAGGGCAAAUCAAAAUCGGUAACGCUGCUUCUACACAAGCAGGUGCUGGCCCAAAUAAAGAGCCUACAGGAGUAUCAAAUAUAUUUGGAUCAAUUAGCAGCUUAUUUAAUAGUGAUCCCUCUACGCCACAGAGCAAGGACACACCCAGGCAAACUGCAGCAAGAACGAAGGGUAUACAGAGACAGCAAACACUGAACCAAAGCAGCGGAUCUGGUCCAGAAAAAGAACUCCCCUUCAAAAAAUCUGAAGCAUUCACUUCCACUGUCAAGGACAUUUCUGUAACCCAAUCGGAAGCGACAUCACUAUCUGAACGGACAAAACAAGAAAGCAAAACAAAACCCUCUGGUGGCCUGUUUGGAUUUUCAAUUGGAGAAAUUUUAACAGGAACAACAGCAGCAACACAGUCUGGAUCUACAACUCAAACAAACAAGUCAGCUCCAAAAGAAGAGUCAUUCAGUAAAAGUUUAUUAUCAGUGUUUAGUGGCUCAAAUCCACCACAAUCUCCACAUAGCACUGGGCCUUCUCAAGCAAAUGCCCCAAACACUACUCAACAUUUUCCUCGAGUCGAAUCUCCUGGUAAAGGUUCAUCAACAAUUUCUGGAGCCUCACGCUCCACACUCCCUCCUUCUCAAAGAGAGCCCAGUGAUGAGGUGCCACAACAGAAAAAUAGUCUUCCAAAAGAACAGCAGACAGGUUUUUUUUCAUUGUUUGGUGGUACAAACACUCAACAGUCUCAAUCUCAAACAGGAUCUCUUUUAGGGGGAAUUAUUUCUGGAUCAUCAAGUUCAACCGAAAACCCAGUGAAGGGCCUGUUUUCAAUAUUUAGCGAUUCCAGUCCUUCUGCGGCCCAGUCCCCAAUUGCCUCAUCUCCACAACAAAAAAUAGUUCAUCCGCAAGCUCAACAACACAGAGGAGCUCAAACACAAUCAAAGCACCAGCCUCAUGAACAGGGGCAACAUUCCACAUCUGUUCUGGGAGGGUUAUUGGAUGGGUUGUCUACCUCAAGUGAAGGUCCCAGAAAAUCAUUGUUCUCCAUGUUUAGUACCCCAAAUGCCUCUCAAACACCAAGAGCAGGAGGACAUACAGCUGCACCAGCCAAAGAACCUUGUAAAACCAAACCUGCUGUUGUAUCAGACAUUGGGGCACCUACACAAUCAACUCCUAAAUUGUCACCUAUCAUUAAGUCUUCCAGCAAGGAGCCACUGCAGUCUUCGCAAGGUCCAUCUGUGUUGAGCACCUUGGUUCGAGAAAAUAUAAGUGAAGUUUCAAGUUCAGGGAGCAAUGAAAAAAAUGACUCAAACGAACUCCAAUCUAUUACAAGGAAGGCAACUUUGAAUCACAGCACUUGUGCUGGUUUUGAAAUUGAAUGCACUGAUAUUUCAUCAACCGACGCAAAUUCUGAAUCUACAGCUGUCCUGAAGCCAACAAUCACGAAUAGUGCACCUGAGUACCUUGCUCGCCUUGAGGAACCGCCAGCUCUGUCUAUGAUCCGGGAACCAGGUCAGGGAUCUUCAAAAACAGAAUCAAUUUCAGACAGUCCAGCGAAAGGCUUGCUUUCAUUAUUUUCUGGUCUUACUAGUGAAUCUACUAGUGAAAGCCAAAAAACUCCAUCUCCUGCAGCAAAAACAUCUGAGCCCAAGGAUGCACAAGCUAAAAGUAUAUUUUCUGUGUUUGGCACAUCCACACCGCAACCCGGAUCUCCGUCAGGAGGUUCUCUAUUAGGUACUAUGUUUGGAGGCUCAUCAUCUCAAACUGCUUCUUCUCAGCCUGGAGGAUCAUUACUCGGCGGUUUAUUUGGAGGCCCUACUCAGCAAUCUACUCAGCAGACUGCACCAACUAAGACUAGUGGUUCUGUUCCUCAGACCGCAGGAACUCAAGCAGGGGAAUCCUUUAUUGGAGGUUUAUUUGGUGGAUCUUCUACUCGGACAGCUGGAUCUCAGACUGGAGGGUCCAUUUUAGCUGGCAUAUUUGGAGCUCCAGUAGUAUCAUCCACAGCAACACAGGCUAGUGGGACAUUGGGUGGACUCUUUGGUAGGGCUACCACACAAAACAUUGUACCUCAAAAUAAUAGCUCUGUAGUGGAAGCUAGUCUGGGAAGAUCAGCUACUGAACAGACUACUGACCGUUUUCCUGACGCCUCAGUUCCAGCUGAAUUAGUCAGAAAUUUGCCUUCAACGUUGAAAGAUUCUCUUCCACCUGCAUCGUGUGCACAAACAGUUACCCCAAAUUUAAAUAAUAGCAAAAACCCCACUCCUGUUUCUGAACCUGCUCCGUGUGGAUCAUUAACACAAAGAGAUGGUCAUGACAAUAACACAGUCCAAGCUUCAGGUUGUGACGAAUCUUCAACAAUUGUCACUGUCCCUCAAAUUGAAGAACAACCAGAAACAUUACAGAAAACUACCAUUACAGACUUGGUUCCGGUAGAAAGGGUACUUUUAAAACAUGGCAACAUAGAUGACCAUUGUGAUAAAACAGACAAACCAGCAGUAGCAGAUAAUGCUGCUGAAUAUGAAACUUGUAUUCUAAAGCAAGAACCUGCAGCAACUACCAUUGUAAAAGAUAAGUCUACUGAAGAUAAAACGCCACCUAAAAAUGAAGAGGAGAUGUUACUUCCACCCAUGAUUGAGGUACAACAAAAGACAGCAGCGGUGGACAAACAAGUUGGGAAUUCAUCAACAGAAACAGUCACAAGCUUUAUGUCCUCCCUUUUUAAACCAGUAAUGUCCUCUGAUGCAGGGCCUCAGCCUCAAGAGAAAAGUUCCCCUUUUGGAUUCGGAGGAUUAGCUCCCCAAGCUGCUGCUAGCCAACAUGGAGCUUCACUAUUUGGGAGUAUUUUUGGUGUUUCCACUACUCAGUCAGCACCUCCCCACUCAGGUGUAAAUGUAUCUGGAAAUUUAAACAAGGGCCCUGAUCCCCAGUCUAACACUGACAGUCGUGCAACAACUUCUGGAGGGUCGAUUUUUGGAAUGUUCAGUGGACAAGCCACUAUAAAGCCAAAUGUUCCAAAGACUAGUGGGCCAUUACUGGGUGGGCUGUUUGGAGGGACUGCCAGAGCAGCACAGUCUGGUGGUUCUUUCCUUGGAGGAAUGUUUGGAGGGCUCACGGCCCAGGCUGCAGGAUCACAAACUGGAACAGCAGUUCUUGGGGAUAAUCAGAGGGCUACAUUUAAGGGGAUGGGACAGCCACCCAAGACACCCGAAUCACUGCUAAAUGAGCAGAAACCAAAACCUAUUACUACCCGACAACCACAUGUUACAAAAGACAACUUGGCAACAAAUGGUACUCUGACAGAUUCAAAUCAAGUUGUCGACUCCAAUCAAGUACAUUGCACUAAGGAGGAAUCCAACACCAUUUUAAGUAACAAUGAAGUGUCACCUGAGGCUGCUCAUCCAGACACCACAACACCCACAAGUAAAUGUGAACUCAUUUCCCAAAUUGAUGACACAAAGAAUGAAAUGUCAACCGUUACGGAAAACAUUCAAGAGAACCCCAUUCUCAACAAGGAACAGUCUCGAUGUGAAGGUGACUUAUCUGUCCCAAAAAAUAAUUCAAAUACAGCCCAACCUGUUCAUAAUUUUCAAAAAGAUGCAGAACCAGCUCAAGCGAAGUCUUUGUUCGGUUUCACAUCAACACAGAGUGAUGCAGGAAAAUCAAUUGGAUCUUUAUUUUCACCAGCAGUGACAUCUGCUUCUUCAGCAAGUCCUCAAACAGAAGCAGGCAGUUCUCUUUUUUCAGGAUUAAAAACAUUAUCUGGUGGUCUUUUUCAAGAAGAAAAAACUAUUACUCCUUCAUUAUUUCGGACAAAGAUGGGAUUUCCCUGGCAAACAGAACCAGUAAAGCAAGCCACUCCCUCAGUAAUAACAUCUCAGCCAAAGAAUAGUAGCAAGCCAACAAGUGCUGAAACGCCUCAAGCGCAAAACGUUUUGACAUCUGAUGCCCCAAAAGGUGAAUCGGUAGGUUCCGCAGAUAAAGUAGCCAAACUCCAGAUAUGCAUUUCCAGCCUCGAACUAGAUUCCCCACCAUUCUUGACCUUAAAAGAUACCAAAAUGCUUGUAGAAACAAACCCUUCUGCAGGUACUACUAAUGAAGAGCCAUUGGACAACCAGUCAAAGAGGAAUCUGUUGAAUUCAAAAAGUCCAGCAGAAAGUAGUCGGUUUGGGUCAUCAGGAAACCUAAGUCAGACCAGCUCUCAGCUGAGUGAGAUCGGUCACGAAAGCACUGGAGGCUCUGAACUCGAAGAAUCCUUCCACUCCUAUCACAGCACGAGCAUCUAUCCCUCCUCAAUCGGACUUUUGACAACCAACGCACAGUCUGCCGUUGGCCAAAAGGUUCUAGCUCAGCCGUCCUUCGACACGCGACAACACUUGCAAAAUGAAACUCCAACAGAGAAAGUGUUCUCAAAACUUCAAAGGUUUCAUGAUGAAGGGUCACCCUUACCGUUUUCUCCAUCCAGAGUUCGUUGGUUGAGGGCGAUCAAUAAAGUCAGGGUUCAACUUCGUGAGGUUUGUCAUGACGAAUCCAGUGUAAGACAGGCCUGGGUAAAACCAAGUGGUGGACCGGGGCUUUAUGGGAUUGACAGCAUGCCAGACCUUCGUAAAAAGAAGCCUAUCGCCUUGGUUAGCGAUGUGUCCCUUGUCCAAGCUCGUAAGGCAGGCAUCGCAUCGGCGAUGGCUGCGCGAUCUUCCAUCAAGGAUGAGGAGCUGAAAAACCAUGUGUACAAGAAAACCCUUCAAGCGCUGAUCUACCCAAUAUCAUGCACCACACCACAUAACUUUGAAGUGUGGACCGCCACAACACCCACAUAUUGUUAUGAGUGUGAGGGGCUGCUGUGGGGAAUUGCGCGACAAGGCGUCCGCUGCUCAGAGUGUGGUGUCAAGUGUCACGAAAAGUGUCAGGAACUGCUGAAUGCUGACUGUCUGCAACGCGCUGCCGAGAAGAGUUCUAAACAUGGUGCUGAGGACCGCACUCAGAAUAUCAUCAUGGCAAUGAAGGACAGAAUGAAGAUCAGGGAAAGGAACAAACCUGAAAUUUUUGAACUUAUCAGGGAAGUUUUUAUUAUCAGCAAAACUCUUCAUUCUCAGCAGAUGAAGGCAAUCAAACAAAGCGUACUAGAUGGUACGUCAAAGUGGUCUGCUAAGGUCACUAUCACAGUUGUUUGUGCCCAAGGACUUCAGGCAAAGGAUAAGACAGGAUCCAGUGAUCCGUAUGUCACAGUGCAGGUGGGCAAGACAAAGAAGAGGACCAAGACCAUCUAUGGCAACCUCAAUCCAGUGUGGGAGGAGAAAUACCACUUUGAAUGCCACAAUUCAUCAGACAGAAUCAAGGUGCGGGUGUGGGAUGAGGAUGAUGACAUCAAGUCAAGAGUGAAGCAACGUCUUAAGAGAGAAUCUGAUGAUUUCCUUGGCCAGAGUAUUAUUGAAGUCCGAACACUGAGUGGAGAAAUGGAUGUCUGGUACAAUCUGGAGAAGAGGACAGACAAGUCAGCCGUGUCAGGGGCUAUCCGCCUGCAAAUCAACGUGGAGAUCAAGGGGGAGGAGAAGGUGGCGCCAUACCAUGUGCAGUAUACCUGUUUGCAUGAGAACCUGUUCCACCACUCUACAGAUAUCCAUGGACAUGGUGUGGUGAAAAUCCCAGAGGCACGCGGAGACGACGCAUGGAAAGUUUACUUUGAUGACGUGCCACAAGACAUCGUGGAUGAGUUUGCCAUGCGUUACGGAAUCGAAUCAAUUUACCAGGCCAUGACGCACUUUGCUUGCCUGUCUUCUAAAUACAUGUGCCCCGGGGUUCCUGCGGUGAUGAGCACACUGCUCGCCAACAUCAACGCCUUCUACGCUCACACAACUGCCUCCACCAAUGUGUCCGCCUCAGACCGUUUUGCGGCCUCCAAUUUUGGGAAAGAACGCUUUAUUAAGCUUCUCGACCAGUUGCACAACUCCUUGCGCAUUGACCUCUCUACGUACAGGAACCACUUCCCUGCCAGUAACAAAGAUCGCCUCCAGGAUUUAAAAUCCACCGUGGAUCUUUUAACCAGCAUCACAUUCUUCAGAAUGAAGGUCCAGGAGUUACAGUCUCCACCGAGAGCCAGCCAAGUUGUUCGAGACUGUGUCAAGGCUUGUCUCAACUCCACCUAUGACUACAUCUUCAAUAACUGCCAUGAUCUGUACAGCCAACAGUACCAACCUGUGGAAAUGAGCAAGGAAGAUGUCUCUUUGGAGGAUCAAGGUCCGAGUAUCAAGAACUUGGACUUCUGGCCCAAGCUCAUUAUGCUCAUUGUCUCCAUCAUUGAAGAGGACAGGAACUCCUACACCCCAGUGCUGAACCAGUUUCCUCAAGAAUUGAAUGUCGGGAAGGUAUCAGCUGAAGUCAUGUGGUCAUUGUUUGCGCAAGAUAUAAAGUAUGCUAUGGAAGAACAUGAAAAAAACAGACUGUGUAAAAGUACUGACUACAUGAACCUGCACUUUAAAGUGAAAUGGCUCUACAAUGAAUAUGUCAAGGAGCUACCCAACUUCAAAGGCGUGGUUCCAGAUUACCCAUCAUGGUUCUUGCCAUUUGUGCUGCAGUGGUUGGAUGAAAAUGAGGAUGUAUCAAUGGAAUUUAUGCACGGAGCCCUUGAGAGAGACAAAAAAGAUGGGUUCCAGCAAACGUCUGAGCACGCUCUCUUUUCCUGCUCUGUGGUGGACAUCUUUACCCAGCUCAACCAAAGCUUUGAGAUCAUCAAGAAACUGGAAUGCCCCGACCCUAAUGUCAUGGCACAAUACAGCCGCCGCUUCUCCAAAACGAUUGCCAAAGUUCUUUUGAAGUACAGUGCCAUUCUUGACAAGAGUUUUCCUUCCUACGUUGACAAAGAGAAAAUCCCCUGCGUCCUGAUGAAUAACGUGCAACAAUUGCGAAUCCUGUUGGAGAAGAUGUUUGAGUGCAUGGGUGCCAAACAGCAAAAGCAUUUGAUAGAAGAGGAAGAGGAAAUAGCCAAAGAAGAGCAGGCGAUCACUGCCCAUGAGGACGCAGUGGCUCUGUGUCAGUUUGCGGAGAGUGAGGACGAAGAAGAGGAAAUAAGGGAGGAAGGGGACAAUAUUCAGGUUGAGACUGACAGGGAGAAGCUGGAUACUCCAGUAGAGAAGAUGGACACUGAGGCAAGUGAUCUGCUGAACAGCCUGCAAGUGAAGCUCAACAGCGUGCUGGAUGAGCUCAGCGGUACAUUUGGGAACAGUUUCCAGAGCCGCAUCAAUGACUGCGUGCGUCAGAUGGCGUCUUUGCUAUACCAGAUAAAAGGGCCGCUCAACACCAACACGAAAAGCCAAGUGGAGGCCGACUCUGAUAACAUGCUCCGGCCACUUAUGGAUUUCCUGGAUGGGAAGUUGACGCUGUUUGCAACCAUUUGCGAGAAGACUGUUUUGAAACGUGUGCUCAAGGAACUGUGGAGGAUUGUGAUGACCAAUCUGGAGAAGACUAUUAUCCUGCCCCAGGGCAAUGACACCUUCGGUGCGCAGAUACUCUCAGCUGCAAAAGAGCUCGGUCAACUUUCCAAACUCAAAGAUCAUAUGGCGGGGGAGGCAAAGAGCCUGUCUCCGAGGCAGUGUGCUGUGAUGGAUGUUGCACUGGACACGAUUAAGCAAUACUUCCACGCGGGAGGGAAUGGUCUGAAGAAGGCCUUCCUAGAAAAGAGUGCCGAACUGUCUUCACUUCGUCACACCCUGUCCCUCUACACUCAGACCACAGACACACUCAUCAAGACAUUUGUGACCAGUCAACAUGCACAAGUGCACAAUGGAAAGGGUAUUAGGUUAACUCCCAAUGAAAAAAUACAGCCCAGCAGGGGUUCAGGUGUGUCCAACCCGAUUGGAGAGGUGUCCGUCCAGGUUGAGCUCCACACUCAUCCUAAAAGUGGAGAACGCAAAGUUUCCGCCAAAGUUGUGGCAGCCACUGAUUUGAAGUGGCAGACCACUGGAAUGUUCCGGCCCUUUGUGGAGCUCACCAUGAUCGGACCGCACCUCAGUGACAAGAAACGUAAAUUCCAGACCAAAUCCAAGAACAACAGCUGGUCUCCCAAGUUCAACGAGAUCUUCUACUUCAUCCUUGGAAACCAGGAUGGUUUUGAGUGCUACGAGCUGCAAGUGUGCGUCAAGGACUACUGCUUCGGCCGAGCCGACCGGGUGGUGGGCUUAUCGGUGAUCCAGUUAAGAGACAUCAUGGAGAAGGGCAACUGUGCCUGCUGGUGCCCACUGGCUCAGUGCAUCAACAUGGACGACACAGGCCUCACCGCCAUGAGGAUCUUGUCGCAGCGCUCCAACGAUGACGUGGCGAAGGAAUUUGUACGCCUCAAGUCGGAAACCAGAUCAGCUGAAGAGGGCAAAUGAACUGAAUCUCCCAUUAACAGACUUUUCUCAACCGUCAACGUCAUUGACUGUUUGGUGGCACCUUAGCAAGAACACGUAUACGCGUUCCCAUUGGGAAGGCAUACAAACACACUUUGUGUUCCUCAUCCUCAAAUGUUUCACUUAAUUUAAUCAGCCUUUUUUUUUUCUUUUUAAAUCUCUCUCGGUAGCUGUUUGUGCACACCAUAUCCUCAAGGACUCCCAUCUCCACAGUGUUCUCCCAAAAAAUAACGCCCAGGCCUCUGCCUGCUUUGGCCGCCAAUUUUGAUGCCUUACACUCCAAGUCCAAAACUGUGAAUGUGUCAAAUGAAGUAAUUUGAAAUGCUCAAAAGUCCACGCUGGUGCUUUUGAGUAAUGUGAAGAUGACAAUCAGUUUCAUCUCAGCUCGGUGAGCAACUGUUCGGUGUCAAAGGUGAUCAAAUUUGAAGAAAAGCUCAUUUUACGACUGGGUGACUUGAAUAGGUGCCUUGUGCCAUUUGGAAGUGUUCAGACCACAAUAUGAAAUAUCCUUGGUUCCCUUCAGUACACAACAAUCUCAUCAGUAGUCGACUGAAAGUAUUUUUAAACUCCUCGUAUAGAUAUGCAAAGUGAAGUCACUCUUGGAAAGACGUUUUAUUUAUUUAUUUUUUUAACUAUUUAUUUUUUUAUGUGUCCAUGUUCCUAAGGAUAUGUUCAUGAACUUUGCACAGUUUUUGCUGCCGCCGUGUUGUUACAAGUUAUUUAUAGUGUGUGUGUGUGUGUGUGUGUGUGUGCACAUAAUUGAUAUUCAACAGAAAAAAAAUAAAACUUCUGAGUUGAUUCUGAAGUGUUUACGAACUGAUGGUUUACAUGUAGACGGGUGAUGAAUUACGAAGAGUCGGAGUGCGUAAACAAUAAACUGUAAUGCUUCCAUACAGGAAAUAUUUGGGAGACAUAGUCUUUAACUUUCACAGUCCACCUUUUUCAAAUCAAGGAAAACCCGUUAGAAAGCUUCCAGGUUUACAAAAAAAAAAAUGUGAAGAGUCCAUAUAGGUUUCCUCUUAAGUUCGUCGGCCAACCCGAUUUCUUGUUUUGUUCUGCUCAUGCUUUCUCCAGUUGCCUUACUGUGAUUGAACAUUGUUGUUGAUAUUUUGCACCAUGCGUUUUCUUUUGCUUCUCCGCUGUGAGGUUUUCUACCUCUUAGCCCAUUCCCAAGUUCCAAGUGAUAUUCCGCUCUCUUUUUGUUUUGUUUUUUACCUUCUAUUGUUUCUAUAUAUGCUAUAGCUACAUAUGUUUCAGUCUAUUAAUGGUGUGUGUGUGUGUGUGUAUUUUCUUUUUAAUUAUCUGGAAACAAUGCGAGUGCCAGAGGUUUUUAGUUUGAUGCUAACACUAAUCCUCGUGUGCCAUCAAGACGUUUUUAAAAUGGCAGUCGUAAUGAAGUAUUUUAUUACAAUAUGGCAACCUCAACAUUUGAGGCGCCUCAAUUUUUAACGAUGACCCGUAGAAAGGAAAUAGAUUAAAUAUUUUAUGUAAUACACUGUACAUGCUCCUUGUGCCAUUUUUGAAAAUUGUGUUUUCCUGCAUGUGUUAUGUUAUGUUCACUCCUUUGUGUGACUGCAAGAUUGAAUAUGUACAGUCCAGUUUAUGAAUUGAAUGUGGGAGAUUUUGUCAUUUUGUUGCCAUUGAAACAUCCCAAUUCGUUUUGUAUAAAGUACGUGUCUCUUGAAACGA